Molecule: messenger RNA, 1522 nt
Organism: Empidonax traillii (willow flycatcher)
Lineage: Eukaryota; Metazoa; Chordata; Aves; Passeriformes; Tyrannidae
Gene: ZPLD1
Product: zona pellucida like domain containing 1
Exons: 10
Coding region: 26-1522 (498 amino acids)
Cellular component (GO): cell surface
Source: RefSeq, a predicted model, not a curated record
CUUACUGCGCUUCGUAUCUGCAUGAAUGUCCUGUGGGAAACAGUGGUUAAUUGAUGCAGGUUUUGCAAUGGAACAGGUAUGGUUACUGCUCCUGCUGACGAUUAAAGUGCUUUCGGUGACUGCUCAGUUCAAUGGAUACAACUGUGAUGCUAACCUCCAUAGCAGGUUUCCUGCUGAACGAGAUAUCAAUGUUUUCUGUGGAGUACAGACAAUUACUAUGAAGAUAAAUUUUUGCACAGUUCUUUUCUCUGGUUAUUCUGAGACAGAUCUGGCACUGAAUGGGAAACAUGGGGAUGCCCACUGCAGGGGUUUCAUCAAUAACAACACCUUUCCAGCAGUGGUCAUUUUCAUCAUCAACCUGAGUACUUUGGAAUCUUGUGGAAACACUUUAGUGGUAUCCUCAGCUCGAGGUAUCAAUGCAUAUGGAAAUACCUCAGUGAUACAGAUAGGUAAUGUUUCAGGCUAUAUUGAUACGCCAGACCCACCAACGAUUAUCAGCUAUUUGCCUGGGCUUCUGUACAAAUUUAGCUGUAGCUACCCACUGGAGUACUUGGUUAAUAAUACCCAGCUUGCUUCGUCAUCAGCUGCUAUUUCUGUAAGAGAGAACAACGGUACAUUUAUCAGCACUUUGAAUUUGUUGCUUUACAAUGAUUCAACAUACAGCCAGCAGCUCCUUAUUCCAAGUACAGGUUUACCUUUGAAAACCAAAAUUUAUGCAGCUGUAAGAGCAACCAACCUUGAUGGCAGGUGGAAUGUUUUGAUGGACUAUUGUUACACCACUCCAUCUGGUAAUCCUAAUGAUGACCUUCGAUAUGACCUUUUUUUAAGCUGUGACAAGGACCCACAGACAACAAUAAUUGAAAAUGGCAAGAGUCAAAUGGGCCGGUUUUCCUUUGAGGUGUUUCGCUUUGUGAAACACAAGAACCAGAAGAUGUCAACGGUGUUCCUUCACUGCGUGACAAAGUUGUGCAGAGCAGAUGAUUGUCCCUUUCUUGUGCCAAUUUGCAGUAACAGAGAAAGGAGAGAUGCUGGUGGGAGGACAACUUGGAGCCCUCAGAGCACAUCUGGCAAUGCUGUAAUCUCUGCUGGCCCCAUCAUUACAAGGAGUGGUAACCGUAGUUUUUCCGAAGGGGCUACCCUGGCUUUGGGCAGCGCAUCCCAGUCGGAGCCUUCCCGGGAUCCCCGGCGCUCGCCCCGCCGCCGCCGCUGGGUGCCAGUGCAGCCCCGGCGUAGGCAGCCCGCUCCGCAUCUCACGGCUGUCUGCAGCUUCUCCCUGCUCGCCGUUCCCCCCUAUUCCCGCUGCUCUUCCUCUCCCUUUCUUCUCCUGUCCCCUUCCCCAUUUAAACGACAGGAGAGCCGCUGCCCUGUCCUGGUGCCGGGGCCGGGGGCUGCCCUGGGCGGCUCUCCGGGUGGCAGCGCGAACAGUGGGGACACUGAGCCCCAGCUUCCUCUGCUGAAUGGCGUGGCAAUCUCCGAACCUGGCCCUUUGCUGUGGCAGUCUCCAGAUCUGGCUCUUCGCUGA